Molossus molossus (Pallas's mastiff bat) is the source of this 479-nucleotide messenger RNA. It is a transcript of the gene NDUFB2, whose product is annotated as NADH:ubiquinone oxidoreductase subunit B2. Gene Ontology annotation, cellular component: mitochondrial inner membrane. The record is from RefSeq and is a predicted model, not a curated record. The transcript is spliced from 4 exons. Bases 58 to 372 code for a protein of 104 amino acids. NCBI's taxonomy places the organism in Eukaryota, Metazoa, Chordata, Mammalia, Chiroptera, Molossidae.
AGUGACGUGCGCACGUAGCGGUGCGGCCUGCCGGCGGCUGUCCGGAUUUGGGCUGGCAUGUCGGUUCUGAGGAGCCUGGCGCCUUUCGUUCGCGGUGGAGGCAGCCUCUUCAGAGGCCUCCGCGCGCGGGCACCUGGAAGCGGAGUCCGUCAUGCUGGUGGCGGUGUGCACAUCGAGCCCCGGUACAGACAGUUUCCCCAGCUCACCAGAUCCCAGGUGAUCCAGGCCGAGUUCUUCAGUGCAACCAUGUGGUUCUGGAUUCUCUGGCGCUUUUGGCACGACUCAGAUGCUGUGCUGGGUCACUUUCCAUAUCCAGAUCCUUCCCAGUGGACAGAUGAAGAAUUAGGUAUCCUUCCAGAUGAUGAAGACUGAAAGUGUGGACUCAACUCUUUACCGGAGCCAGGUGAGAAUUUCAAGAAAUUAUGGACUUCAUAUUGUAUAUUGAAGUUACAAAUUAAAAUGUUUUGAUCACGAAUGAG